This is a messenger RNA of Arachis duranensis, 1617 nucleotides long. RefSeq names its product F-box/FBD/LRR-repeat protein At3g14710. The record is from RefSeq and is a predicted model, not a curated record. Bases 163 to 1575 code for a protein of 470 amino acids. NCBI's taxonomy places the organism in Eukaryota, Viridiplantae, Streptophyta, Magnoliopsida, Fabales, Fabaceae. Gene Ontology annotation, molecular function: protein binding. The transcript is spliced from 4 exons.
UUGCUACUUAUUUAAGCUGAAAAUGAUAAAUUGAUAACCUAAAUUAAACUUUUUACUUUGUUUCUUUAUAGAAGUUCAACCAGCGUAAAAGAACUCGUCCGGCCAGUGGCUAUCAAUGCUCUAACUUUCCGUGCAAUUCGCAGGUAGUAGUACUUCAUAAUCAUGGAUUCAAGCAAUCAAACUCAGAAGAUUGUUAUAAAAGAAACAGAAGUGACUGAUUCCAAAGACAUAAUCAGCACAUUACAUGAAAGCACACUUGGUCAAAUCCUCUCUUUCCUUCCAACCAUAGAAGCAAUUCAAACUUGUGUGUUAUCUCAAAGGUGGAUUCAUGUUUGGAAAUCCAUCACCUCUCUAUGUUUCAGUGACAGUUUGCCUUGUUAUGGAAAGAUUCUGAAGAAAGAACAGUUUGUGAAUUUUGUGAACAAAGUACUUCUUCACCAUCUAGCAAAUUCAAGCAUCACUAACUUCUCUCUUUGUUUAACAAGAUAUAGCUAUGAUUCAAAACAAGUUAGUGAAUGGAUCUCCACUGUCUUAGAUAGAAGAAUCCAGAAGCUUCAUAUUCAGUAUGCUGGCAAAGUUCAAUUUUCGUCACAUUCCUUCUUUAAAUGUGACACUCUAGUACAAUUAGACCUUAAAGUUAGAUGCACUCUAAAUGUUCCAAUCUGUGCUUGUUUUCCGAAUCUUCGAAACCUUAACAUCUCCGGGGUCAGAUUAGAGAGCGAUUCAUGCAUUUUCUCAGAAGAUAUAGUACUUAAUUUCCCAGUUCUGAAAGUGUUUGAAGCUAGAGCAUGUGAGUGGUUAACUAUGCAGGGUAUUAGUAUUCAAGCACCUCUGCUUGAAAAGUUUUCCUUAGCACUUUGUUAUUCUUCUAUUUCUAAUGAAUCAUGUAAAUCCUCCAUCAAGAUCUUUGCUCCUUGUCUAAAAGAGUUCUCUUAUGAGGGUGAUCUUGAACUAGAUAUCAUUCUAUUGGAUUCAUCCUCAGUUUGUGAUGCUUCUGUCGUGAUUGUUGUUGAUGAAGACAAAAAAGACAUGAUGGAAAGUUUAGGGUUUCAAGCACAUAAGCUUCUCAGUCAAAUUCAUCAAGUGGAACUACUGAAGUUAUUAUUUUAUAAGGUUCUUAUGCAUUCCAAUGACAUAUUUACCCAUCUUCCUACCUUUGGAAGGCUGACAUAUCUUCAACUAAACGAGGUUACCGAUGAAGCCCUGUCGAAAUUACUCCACAACUCCCCAAUUCUUAACACUCUUGUUUUACUCAAUGGAGUAUCUCAUGACUCAAACAAAGAUGCAAUGUCUUAUGCAUCAUCAGUGCCUCAUUGCUUUCUUUCAAGCCUCAGAGUUUUUCAGUUUAAUGGAUUUAAUGUGCAUGAACACGAAAUUUCUCUUGUUAAGUUUGUGAUGGGUAAUGCAGCAGUGUUGGAGAGGAUGAUUAUAUCAGCAGCAUUUUGGCUACGCUAUUCAGAUAUUGAUAUGGAGAAAGUCAAGGAUAACAUUUUUUCAUUUCCAAAGUGUUGCAGCCGUGCCAUAAUAGAAUUUUCUGAUGUUAAUGGUUCCUCAACAUGUUCAGGACCCCUGUAAAAAUAGUAUAAGUAUAUAUGUUAUGAGUGGUUGAUUUGGUAA